Molecule: messenger RNA, 384 nt
Organism: Sturnus vulgaris (Common starling)
Lineage: Eukaryota; Metazoa; Chordata; Aves; Passeriformes; Sturnidae
Source: RefSeq, a predicted model, not a curated record
UGAAACAAUCAUGUUUCUUCAUGAGAUAUUUCACCAGGGCUUAAAAGCAAGAAUAGCUAACUGGCCUACCUUAAUUCUAGCUGACUUAUUUGACAUUCUGCUGCCAAUGCUGAACAUAUAUCAAGAAUUUGUCCGGAAUCAUCAGUAUAGCCUACAAGUGCUGGCAAACUGUAAGCAAAACAGAGAUUUUGACAAACUCUUGAAGCAAUAUGAGGCCAACCCAGCAUGUGAGGGCCGAAUGCUGGAAACUUUCCUCACCUACCCCAUGUUCCAGAUUCCCAGGUAUAUUAUAACACUUCAUGAACUUUUGGCUCACACACCACACGAGCACGUUGAGAGAAAAAGCCUUGAAUUUGCUAAAUCUAAACUAGAAGAACUUUCAAG